GUAACGCUUGUAAUCGACCAUAAACAAGAUGCACGGAAAAGACGUGUAUUUCCCAAAAUUGUUGUUAUUCUUGCAUAUUUUAGUGUCGCGUUACAAACAAGAUGUGUUGAGAAGUAGUUUGUGUUCAAAGCGAGAAUUGUACGACAGAGACAUUUGUUGGUCAAGUUAGCCAUAUCCCUGGGGUUUUAUUUGGGAAACCUCGAGAUCCGAUAUAAUCAGGUAAAAUGCUGAAACUGAGAACUUUUCUGACAGCUAUUUAGUACUUAAUGGAGAAUGGAGGAAGGUCACAAGAAGAUUCUUCAGCGCUAUAGGAUAGAUAUUGUCACAAGUUUGGAUCCAUCAAGUGUCUAUGACCGUCUGCUUCAGAAAGAGGUUUUCACUCCAGAGAUGAUCGAGAAAAUUAAGAGCUCAGGAACACCACGGGACCAAGCCAGGCAGCUGGCGCGGGACCUGGCAACCCGUGGGAGUCGGGCCUUCCCUCUCUUUGUGGAAUGUCUUCAGGACUCAGAGCAGCACAGUUUGGCAGAGCUCCUUCGAAGUGGAGGGUCAAUGUCCAACGACCUCAUUCUCCCAGUUGUCCGGACUCUUCCGGUUUCCUCUGCAGUGGAUUUCCAGGAGCAAAUAAAGGCUGCCCCUAUCUAUCCCCUGCACAGUCCUACUCCAUCCCCCGGAGAAGAGAACCGACAAGCUCAGACGCAGAUCAGAACCCGCAUGGAAGGCAGGAGACGGCGGGACAGCUUUCAGAUCUACAAAAUGGAUGCCACCCCAUGCGGACACUGCUUUAUUAUCAACAACGUGGAUUUUGAGCCACAGAGCGAGUUGAGUAAUCGCACGGGGUCCAACAUUGAUUGCGACAGGUUGGAGAGACGAUUCAAAGCACUUCACUUUCUCGUUGAAGUGAGAACAAACCUCAAACAGCGACGCCUCAAACACGAGUUGUCCUAUUUAUCCAAGAAGGACCAUUUGCCGUACGACUGCUGCGUGGUCAUCAUUCUGUCCCAUGGGACAGAGGUGAAUCACAACCGCUUCCCCGGUGCCGUUUAUGGAGUAGACGGCCAGUAUGUUCCAGUGCAGCACAUCACAAACUACUUCAACGGGAAACAUUGUCCCACCCUGCAGGGGAAACCCAAACUCUUCUUCAUCCAGGCGUGCGGAGGAGGUGAAAAAGACCAAGGCUUCGAAGUGCCAUCUGACGAGUUCGAAUCGUCCGAGGGCGGAAUCGAUGAUCAGACGGAUGCCAUCCCCGCUUCCUCCAGCAGCGACUCGCUGAGCACGUCUGAUGAACCAGACGCCGGCGCCACACUGCCCACCCCAAGUGACAUUCUUGUGUCCUACUCUACUUUUCCGGGUUACGUAUCUUGGAGGGACACUCAAUCAGGCUCCUGGUACAUCGAGACGCUGGACCGCAUCCUUGAGGAAAAUGCUGCCACUGUUGAUUUGGUCACAAUGUUAAUGAUGGUUAACAAUGAAGUCUCCCGAAACUCAGCAAAAGGCAUCUAUAAGCAAAUGCCAAGUUCAUUUAACUCCCUUAGAAAACAUCUUUACUUUCAAACCUCAGCCCCGGGACAAAAUUCAGUUCAACAUAAUUAAAUGUUACUGUACUCUGUACUGUGCAGAUUUUUUUUUAACAAAUAAAAAAAGACAGCAAUUCA
Syngnathus typhle (broad-nosed pipefish) is the source of this 1652-nucleotide messenger RNA. RefSeq names its product caspase 9, apoptosis-related cysteine peptidase (gene casp9). Gene Ontology annotation, cellular component: cytoplasm. The transcript has 11 exons. Lineage: Eukaryota; Metazoa; Chordata; Actinopteri; Syngnathiformes; Syngnathidae. Bases 274 to 1590 code for a protein of 438 amino acids. The record is from RefSeq and is a predicted model, not a curated record. Gene Ontology annotation, biological process: regulation of apoptotic process; intrinsic apoptotic signaling pathway in response to DNA damage; proteolysis.